This is a messenger RNA of Pelodiscus sinensis (Chinese soft-shelled turtle), 1982 nucleotides long. The record is from RefSeq and is a predicted model, not a curated record. NCBI's taxonomy places the organism in Eukaryota, Metazoa, Chordata, Testudines, Trionychidae.
AUGUCUUCCUUUACGUGGAUUUUGUCCAUCAUUCAGGAUGAGUUUGGAAGCGGAAGGAUUAAUUUAGAUAGGACAGCAAAGUUACUUCUCAAGCUAUGCAUUCCUUUUGAUGUAGCUCAUGUAGAAUAUGUUUUUAAGAAAACAGCUAGAGAGGGGAAGCGUGGAACUAUUUCUGUAGAAGAAUUCAGGACAAUUUAUCGAACUGUUGCACACAGAACUGACGUCCAUGAAAUUUUCUGCUGUUACUCUCCAAACCGCAAAAUUCUAGAAGCAGCAAACCUGAUUGAAUUUCUCAGAAAAGAACAGUGUGAAAUGGAUGCUGAUGAAACACGUGCCUCUCAACUCAUUGCAAAGUAUGAACCCAUUGAAGAAGCAAAGAACAAAAAUGAGAUGUCAUUUGAAGGAUUUUUAAGAUACAUGAACUCAUACGAGUGUGAGCUAUAUAGAAAAGAACACCGAAGAAUUUACCAAAACAUGAACUACCCAUUACGUGAUUAUUUCAUUUCAUCUUCUCAUAAUACCUACCUCAUAUCUGACCAACUAUUAGGGCCAAGUAACCUUUGGGGUUAUUCAAGUGCUCUGAUGAAAGGAUGCCGUUGUUUGGAAAUCGAUUGCUGGGAUGGAGGAAACAAUGAACCUAUUGUGUAUCACGGUCACACUUUAACAAGCAAAAUUUUAUUUAAAACUGUCAUCGACGUGAUAGAGAAGUAUGCAUUUGUGGCAUCUGACUAUCCUGUUGUACUGUCUUUGGAGAAUCACUGCAGCCCUAAGCAACAGGAGAAAAUGGCAGACUAUUUAGAAACUAUUCUAGGUGAAAAACUUCUUACUACAAUAGUUGGUGAUAUGUUUCCUACAGAUCUACCUUCCCCUGAGUUAUUAAAAUUCAAAGUAUUGGUAAAAAAUAAGAAAGCUGGAACACUUGAACGAACUGUUCAAAGGAGAGGCCUUGACAGCCAUGGUGCGAUAGAGGAACUUGAGGAAGAGGUGGGGCAAUCUGAAGAUGAUGAUGGUGAGGAAAUCAGGCCCGAGCCACCGAAAUCUCCUCUGUUAAAAAGAAAAAAUGCAAUUAAGAGAUCUCCACCACCCAAUCGAAAAAAGUUAAAGAUUAAGAAGGUAAAACUGGCCAUGGAGCUUUCAGAACUUGUGAUUUUUACCAAAGCUGUGAAGUUUAAAAACUUUGAGCAGUCAAGAGAAAAACAGAAGUUCUAUGAAAUGAAUUCAAUCGGAGAGGUUAAAGCACGAAAACUUGCCAAACAGUCAGGUAACGAAUUUGUUAGGCAUACGGCUAGAUUUAUUACAAGAAUUUAUCCCAAAGGGACUAGAGCUACAUCUUCUAAUUAUAAUCCUCAAGAAUUCUGGAACGUAGGAUGCCAGAUGGUGGCCUUAAAUUUCCAGACACCGGGACUACAAAUGGAACUGCAUGCUGGGAGAUUUUUGGACAAUGGUGGCUGUGGCUAUAUUCUAAAACCAGAGUUCCUGAGAGAUCCUAAUACAACAUUCAAUCCAAAUAAUGUAACAGAUUGUCCUCCAUUAACUCUUUCAAUAAGGAUUAUUUGUGGUUAUCAGUUACCGCCUAGUCAACACAGCAAGGGUAAUAAAGCUGAUCCCUUAGUCCAGAUAGAACUUUUUGGUGUUCCAGAAGAUCAAAUAAAACAACAGACUUGUGUCAUAAAGCGUAAUGCGAUGUGCCCUAGAUGGAAUGAAACUUUUACUUUUACUGUUCACGUUCCCGAAGUGGCAUUAAUACGCUUCACUUUGAAAGACCAGGUCAUGCUAGCUGCAAACGACUUCCUUGGCCAAUACACUUUACCGCUUAUGUGCAUGAAUAAAGGUUAUCGUCAUAUUCCUCUGUAUUCCAGAGAAUCUGAAAGACUUGAUCCUGCAACACUCUUUAUGUAUAUUUGGUACUAUAAAUGAUGGCAUUAGAAGUACUCCUGCACUGGUAUAUUCCUCAAUAAAGCAACCAUCAUGUAGCACUCAAA